This is a messenger RNA of Psilocybe cubensis, 939 nucleotides long. RefSeq lists its product as uncharacterized. The record is from RefSeq and is a predicted model, not a curated record. NCBI's taxonomy places the organism in Eukaryota, Fungi, Basidiomycota, Agaricomycetes, Agaricales, Agrocybaceae. Bases 1 to 939 code for a protein of 312 amino acids. Gene Ontology annotation, molecular function: hydrolase activity, acting on carbon-nitrogen (but not peptide) bonds. Gene Ontology annotation, biological process: carbohydrate metabolic process. The transcript has 12 exons.
AUGCCGGCUAAACGAGUGCUAAUCGGGUUCGGUGUCGAUGUUGACGCUGUCGCCGGAUGGCUUGGAUCUUAUGGAGGAGAGGAUUCUCCACUCGAUAUCUCGAGAGGAAUGUAUGCAGGAGAGGUGGGAACUCCUCGUUUGCUCAAGUUGUUCAGCAAAUAUGGAAUCAAGACGACCUGGUUCAUCCCUGGCCACAGUCUUGAAACUUUCCCUGAGCAGAUGAAAGCAGUGCGAGACGCGGGUCAUGAACUGGGUCUCCACGGCUACUCGCAUGAAAACCCAGUCGCUAUGACUCUCCAGCAACAAAAAGACAUCUUGGACCAUACCUACAAUUUGCUGACGGAAUUCAACAACGGCAUUCCACCCAAGGGAAGUGUUGCACCCUGGUGGGAAACAAGUAAGGAGGGUACCGAUAUUCUUCUUGACAAGGGAAUAGAAUAUGAUCACUCGAGUAUGGCUCACGACUCACAGGCCUACUACAUGAGGGACGCAGAUUCCUGGACCAAGAUAGAUUAUACCGCAAAUGCCGCGACAUGGAUGCAGCCGCUUAAAAAAGGCAAUGAAACGGGACUUGUCUGCAUUCCAGCCAACUGGUAUCUCGACGAUUUACCUCCCAUGAUGUUGGUUAUCCAGCAUUUAUAUUUAAUUGAUACCGCAGCGUUCAAAGCUAACGAUAUAACUUCUGUAGGUUCAUUAAAUCAAGCCCGAACUCCCAUGGAUGGGUCAAUUCCAGGGACGUUGAACAGCUAUGGAAAGACACGUUCACUUAUUGCUAUAGCGAAUGACCAAUGCAUCUCGCAGGAGCGCUUCAUCGAAUGGGUAAACACGCAUGAAAACGUCCAUUGGGUUCCAAUGAUAGAAAUGGCACGAGAUUUCAGGAAGAAGAACUCGCCUGCUCCUAACGCAAAGAUGCCUGUUGGUCUGAAGCAGGAAAUCUAA